This is a messenger RNA of Colletotrichum destructivum, 3213 nucleotides long. RefSeq names its product Putative Rab-GAP-TBC domain-containing protein. NCBI's taxonomy places the organism in Eukaryota, Fungi, Ascomycota, Sordariomycetes, Glomerellales, Glomerellaceae. The coding region runs from base 1 to 3213 and encodes 1070 amino acids. The record is from RefSeq and is a predicted model, not a curated record. The transcript has a single exon.
AUGGACUCCGAGCCGCCUUCCCUUCCUCUCGAGCGCUCCGUCUCGCAACAUAGCGCAACGUCCAUGAGGAGCGCCCGAUCCUCCACCGUACGAGCCAAACGAUCAAAACUAAAUUCCCAGCCGUCAAGCUCCGCAAGCUCCAUCGCCGCCUCCGAGGACAAGUCCCUGACGAGCUUCCCCUCCAUCCCCCCCGACUCACCCAGGGCCGACCACGCCUUUCCCCUGGACGAGGAGGCCCCGGAGCCUGAACCCCCGGCAACCGUCCGCAAGAUCUCCGACACCAGGCCCGGUCCCAUCUCCUUGAUGGGCGGCCUGACCGGCGCCUCCUCUGCUGAACAGGCUGCCCGCGACGCCCUGUUCGAGGACUCGCCCAUCUCGACCCACAAGAUUCCCGGCGCCCUGCACCAUGCUGAUGACGAGCAUAUCGGGCGUCUGAUCGCGAGGCACGGCGCCGUCGCCCUGGUCAGACAGGUUGCGACCGAUCUGGCCCAGCGCGACGCCCAGAUUGCCCAGCUGCGGAGGAAGACAGACGAAAGAGAGAGGGCUUUGCGCAAAAUCAUCCUGGAAUGCGGCCUCUCCAACCUCGACCUCGAGACAAGGCUCAGGGCCGUUGAGAGUGAGGUCAAGACCUCCCGUCCAGGUAACCGUCGCAAUGAGAGCGGCCUGUCCGAUCUCAUGAGCGAUGCAAUGCAGGAUACCGUCAUCUACAACGUCUUUGGUCAGACCGAUAUCAAUGACGGCACCAUCCGCGCCAGCAACCUCGCUACACCCUCCAACUCCGACGGAAGAGGAACGGCGAGAGGCUGGAAAGAUUAUCUUUGGGGCGGAACGAGCAGGAAGAGCAGCGUUCCGAGUAGCGUCAACGGCGACGAUUCGAGGCCCGCCACCGUCGUAAGAGCACAGUCGAGUGCCGACAGGCGGCCCGGCCUGCAAGACGAUCUCUUCUGUCCGCCCAGCGAGGGUGUCCCCCCCGAGAGCGUCCCGCCAAGAACCCCGAGCCGGGCGUCUAGCAUCCAGUCUGGCCCGCCCGGUUCACGCAAAGUAUCGACCUCGGUCGCGGCCAGCCUCAUGAGACUCGUGGCUGGAGGUGCCAUCAAUACGCGCGAGGGUGGCCCCAAUCGCGGAAGGUCCAACAGUGCUACCCAGCCGCAGUCGACACCGCGAGCGUCUUCGACUUCGAGUGCCAAGACCUCCCAGUCUAGCAGAGCAGUCUCGACGCAGGGCGGCCCGAAGGCACUCAUGGCUAUGCGCCGGACGGGAACAACCACGAAUGCUACCCCGGCUCCCGCCACUCCCAGGACCCAGCCGCAGGAGAGGUGGGACACCAUGGUGAAUAGCCCGACGAACGCCGCCUCCAACCGACAGGAGAGCUACGGCCCCGUCGAGAUGGAUGCGAUCCUGCCGCCUGAGACUCAGCCUCCGACCCUGACGCAUAUUUACAACAACUACGUCGGCACCGAGUAUCUCACUGACCGCUUCGGCUUCAUCUAUGACCAACGUAGGAAGAAAAGGCAGCGUGAAGCUGCACAGAUGGCCCGCCGCUUCAAGCAGGGCAGCCGCACUGAGAUGCUUUCCAACGGCCGAUCGGAAUUGGCCUCGCCAAUGAUCGAGGAAGAGGAGGAGGUUCCGAGCCCCAUGAGCGGCGAGGAGCGGCCAGAUAGCCCGUCUUCAACCGAGGAACGCGCAGGCGAGGGCAGGCCUAAGAAGUGGCAAGAUUAUCUCAAGCUAGCGACGUUCCCGACCGAGCUCUUGUCUCACACCCCAGCCCUCAGCGCGCCCUCUCUCGAGGUGCUCGAGGGGGGCGAUCUGGGGAUGAAGUCGCCUGGACUCAUCGCUGCCGACGAACGGGGCUUCGUUCCCAUCGCGAGCACGACAACCUCCGUUAUCGACAGCGAGGCGACACCUCCCGUUGACAAGGACGCGGCUGCCGGGAUGGUAGUCAGGGAUGAUACGGAGCCGGUGAAGUUGCUGCUCCAGCAUAUGGGCGAGCUGCACGACUCCUUGCAGAGGGAAAAGGCUGCUCGCUGGAACGAGUUCUUGCGCAAGGUGAGAGCCGAGAGAAAGCGAGAUGGGGAGGCCGCUGCUGCCGCCGCUGCCGCCCUUGCCGAGGCCCGUUAUGAGCGCCCGGCCAUGAACCUACCUGAAGCUGCCCUUGCCGACGGCGAGCUGAUUGGAAUCACCGCCCUCGGGAUCAAGGGCAAGGUCGGACGUGCCAAGAGGACCGAGCUUCGGAACCUGGUCCUCGGUGGAAUCCCCGUCAAUUUGCGUGCCAAAGUCUGGUCUGAGUGCUCUGGCGCAACCGCCCUGCGCAUUCCGGGAUACUACCAAGACAUCAUUGCUCGGUCGGACAAGGACGACGACCCGCUGGCAGUGACCCAGAUCGAGAUGGACAUCAACCGCACCCUGACAGACAACAUUUUCUUCCGCAAAGGACCGGGCGUGGCGAAGCUCAAGGAGGUCCUCAAGGCCUAUGCACGUCGAAACCCCGAGGUCGGUUACUGCCAGGGCAUGAAUCUCAUUGUAGCCAACCUGCUGUUGAUUAUGCCGUCGGCAGAGGACGCCUUUUGGAUUCUGACCAGCAUUAUCGAGAACAUCCUGCCGUCGGGGUACUACGACCAUUUCCUCCUUGCAUCGCGCGCCGACCAGCAAGUCCUACGCCAGUAUGUGGCGGAAGUACUCCCGAAGCUGUCGCAGCAUCUGGACGACCUCGGCAUCGAGCUCGAGGCACUCACGUUCCAGUGGUUCCUCAGUGUCUUCACUGACUGCCUCUGCGCCGAGGCUCUCUUCCGCGUCUGGGACGUUGUGCUUUGCAUGAAUGACGGAAGCACCUUUUUGUUCCAGGUGGCGCUCGCGCUGCUCAAGCUCAACGAGCCGCAGCUCCUGCAGUGCGACACGCCGGCGAGCGUGUACACUUACAUCAAUCGCCAAAUGACAAAUCACGCCAUCAGCAUCGAUAACAUGAUCAAGGCCUCGGACGGGCUGCGGAAGGAGGUCAAGCGUGAGGACGUCGAGGCGCGCCGGGACAAAGCCAUCCAGGCAGAGAAAGACGCGGCAAGGCAGAGAGACGAGAUGAACACGGCGAAAAAAUCCUCAAAGGCCAAUAGCAACGGUAAUGGCCAUGGUGGCGGGCAUGUAGAGAGUGAGGCAGCAGUGCCAGAGUCGGGGUCGGAUGUUGAAACCCCGAUGCCGGUGGAGCAGGAAGAGCAGACGUGA